GACGCGCGGGUGUGUUCGGAGAAUGAGACAAACAUAGUAUUACGAAGACGCCGACGACGACCCGGAGGACCCCUCCAGCGCCCGCCGCUUCCGGAACUCCGCCCGCCGCGUGAGCUUCGUCGGCCGGCCCGUGUGCCCCCGGAACUCGGGCGCGCGCCGCAGGUCGUCGAGGACCGCCACGUCGCCGGCGGCGGCGCGGAUGGCCGCGAGCUGCGCCUCGUCGCGGCAGAGCACUCCGGCCCACUUGCUUCUCAGUUCGUCGGGCGCCUCGGGCACCCAGUCCGUCGCCUCCACCAGGUCGCCGCCGCCCCCAACCAACUUGAGAACGUGGGACGUCGCCAGGGCGGCCGCGACGCCGACGUUCAGGCUGUCCGCGAAGCCGUGCUGCGGCACGUAGACCCGCCGGUCGCACGCCGCCAGGAGGUCGUUCGAGACGCCCGUCGACUCCGUGCCGAAGACGAGCGCCACCUGUGUGGAAAUCAACCAGCGUGUCGGGUGCUCAUUUCUCGGAUGACGCGGCCGUGCUCGCUCCGUCGAGCGGUGAGGAACCGGCAUCGCCACGCCAUCGAGCAGGCGUCGCAUCGAUGGCGUGGAGGUCGACGCGAAGAUUCAGCAACGCGCCGUAAAAUUUUGAUUUCCACACAGAGCGCCACGCGGUGCGGCAGCGGCCCGCGCAGCCACGGCGCGCCGUCGGCCAGGACCGACGCGUCCUGGCCCAGGUCCGAGCACCACAGCUCGCAGCGCGGCACGGCCCGCACCGCCGCGAUCACCUCCGCGUGGGACGCGAAGUCGCGCACGGACAGGAAGCGCGCGGCCCCCCUCCCGUGAACCGCGUGUUCCGCGUCGAGCGCGUCGUCCGCGGUCCAGGCGUCGGCCGCCUUCCGCCGCCGCCGGUCCUUGCGCGAGCCCGCCCGGACGGGCUGGUCGUCGGCGCGUCGGUUCGCGUCGUUCGCGGCGUAUUGCCUCGCUCGUUCCGCCUUCGCCUUCCGGCGGAGCGAGCUCCUGCUCUCGAAGCGCGCGGCCCCCGGGGGCGGUGCGACGACCCAGACGUGCUGGACGCCCAGGGCCUCGCAGGUCCGGAAGAUGGCGCUGUAGUUGUGGCCGUCCACGAGGCGCUCGAGCACGACGAUCAACCGGCUCGUCCGCCGCGCCAGCACCGUUUCUAUCCGCUUCGCGAGUCGUUCCGCGUCAUCGGCGCGCUCGAAGCGCUCCGGCGCGGCUUGAGAUUGCCGCAGCGUUGUUGUGACGCGCGGCGUCGGCGCGAGGAGCGCUCCAGCAAUGCAGGGCAGUGCGAGACAGCCUCUCAUCCUCCAGAGAAGUUGAGAGCAGCAAGGGUUAAGUCUAAACCCAUGCUCAUGGAUGGAGCCGGCCGAGCA
Messenger RNA from Pelagomonas calceolata, 1376 nucleotides. The record is from the annotation of a GenBank genome assembly. NCBI's taxonomy places the organism in Eukaryota, Pelagophyceae, Pelagomonadales, Pelagomonadaceae.